AUGGAAUCAGUAACAGCAAUCUCUCCCUGGGCGACCCUCCAGACCUUCUUCCUCGCAUUCCUCCUAGUCUACCUCUUCGGCUACUUCCUCCUCUUCGGCCGGUGGGGCCCGCGGAGCCGCCCCUUCGCCUCCAGCUGCUUCACCUCCCUCGCCCACGGCAUCCCGGCUGCCGUUGCCGCGGCGAUCGCCACCCGUGGCUCCCCGCUGCCGCCGUGGGGCCGCGCGGCCUACUCCUCCCCGAACACGGCCCUCCACGACACGGCCCUCGAGUUCAGCAUCGCCUACUUCCUCAUCGACCUCAUCCACUACCUCGUCUUCUUCCCCAGCGACGUCCUCUUCAUCAUCCACCACCUCGUCACCCUCUUCGUCCUCCUCACCUGCCGCUACGUCGUCGCCCACGGCGCCCACGCGAUCCUCCUCCUCCUCAUCCUGGCCGAGGUCACCAGCCCCUGCCAGAACACCUGGAGCCUCGCCAAGACCCGGAAAGCCGAGGCGCCCUUCGCCGCACGGUUCUUCCGCCUCAUGUCCCCAAUCUUCUUCACCUUCUACACGGUGGUGCGGGGCGUGGUGGCGCCAGCCUACGUGUGCGACCUGGUGAUGUACUAUUCAAUGGAGGAUGUGGAGGAUUCGAUACCCAAGUGGGCUUGGGUGUCUUGGGUUGUGAUCAUGGGGAGUGGGAUAUUGGUGAGCUUGCUCUGGGUCCUGAAUAACUGGAAAAUCUGGUUCCGGGAUCACAGAAGCUUCGAUGUGCAGAAAAAAGAUGGGUAA
Messenger RNA from Syzygium oleosum, 768 nucleotides. RefSeq names its product TLC domain-containing protein At5g14285-like. Gene Ontology annotation, cellular component: membrane. The transcript has a single exon. Bases 1 to 768 code for a protein of 255 amino acids. The record is from RefSeq and is a predicted model, not a curated record. NCBI's taxonomy places the organism in Eukaryota, Viridiplantae, Streptophyta, Magnoliopsida, Myrtales, Myrtaceae.